Messenger RNA from Pieris rapae (cabbage white), 1791 nucleotides. RefSeq lists its product as uncharacterized. The record is from RefSeq and is a predicted model, not a curated record. Bases 20 to 616 code for a protein of 198 amino acids. The transcript is spliced from 2 exons. Lineage: Eukaryota; Metazoa; Arthropoda; Insecta; Lepidoptera; Pieridae.
UGGAUCUGCACUGAGUUGGAUGAUGGUGCUUUUACUUUUUCAUUUAGCAAUCAGUCAUAAUAUGCCCUUAAAUAGAUAUUUUUAUCACAAUAACAAAAAUGGAAGUAGUAACAUACGCGUAUGCAAAGGUAGUUUAAUUGAAAGAACCAAGAAAAUGGCAGCCAACCUAGAAAGUGCAAUUAGAAAAAUAAAAGAUACAACCCAAGAGUUCGGUAAAAAUAUUUCAGCCAGAUGCUUCUUAAAUGACGAAGAUCGUAAGCAAUAUGAACAAUUAGUUAUCAGGAAAAAGUAUCCAUACUUGGACUUUAAGGACUUGGAAAUGAAAUUAAACCCUACGAAUAAACACGUUAGGCAUAAUGAAGCUGUUCACGAAAUAUCUUCUUUUAAUGAGGCGAACGCUUGUGAAGCGAAUGACGAAUCCAUCAGUGUUGAAAUAUUCAACAGAGGGCUUUCUGGAGUCUCCAUACCCAAUAAAAACACGGGACCUUUCGAAUUUUCUAUUAAAAACGUAAAGGAAGUAGAAAAUCUAAGCGAAAAAACCUCCGAGUCUGUUUUAGAUACCUUGAAAAUAGAUAUUGAUGAAUAUUUAAAACGUAAAGGAUUUGAUCUUACUUAGGGCAUAAAGCUAAAAAGUUAAAAAAAAUAAUUUGUUUUGAAUUCUUAGGUGUGAUAAGUAUCUGUAUUUAUAGUCACUAUGGAGAAGCAUAUUUUUUUUAUUAUCCUACCUAUAAUUGCAUAAAAGUACAAAACGGGCUACCGUCUAGGUGAAGACGCAACAUGUGGCCCACGUAAGUACUUCUGUUUCAGGUGUUUCAUGUUCUACAUAUGUUUUUUCAAUAUACCUACUCUAUUAAGAACUUUAUUGUUGAGAUCUUCUGGAUCGAGUCUAUUGAAGCAUGCGAUGAUAACACCACAUUUGAAAUUCUUUUAUGCGCCGGGGGGUAUUUUUCUUUCAUUAUUCCAGCUUCACACCCGUACAGUGUUUCUUUAAUAAGUUCUCGGUUAUUAAUACUUUAACUUUCUUCAUUUUGUUGAUAGAUCAUCGGGCAACUCCUAUUCGGGGCCUAAUUUCCUGAUAAGGAUUUCACUCGUUUGUUACCUAAGUUCCUAAAUACUUGUAUUGUCAUACUUGUUUCAGCAUCUUUACAACAACAGAUAGAUUAGGCCUUAAGAUGUCGUUUCGAGAAAUGACCAUCACCUGCGUCUCUACUGCUUUAAUAGAGAGACCGUCUCCUUCACUAGUUUCAUGAAAACUAUAAUUUUAAAUUUGGGAAUCGUCCAUUGAUAGGCUAUUAAAACAGUGUGUUGUCUGCAUAACGAAUGUUGUUAGUGAUAUUUCCGUUAACUUUAACUCCAACCUCUCAACCCUCAAUGACUGGUGAUAUUUGCUUCGGAAUAUACAUUAAAUAGCAACGGAGACAAUAUAAAACAACCACAGAACACCACGGUAAAUACUGAUCUCAUAGGUUUUCUUGUGAUGUAAUCAAGCUUACAGUUUUGGUCUUUGUAUAGUGUAAUGCACAGUACGUUUAUAUUGUAUUGCCCCAUAGUGUGAUGUGUUGGUCGUAGCAGUGGUUUCUAUUUUCUAGUGUUAUAGGUAUAAGUGCUUGUGUAUAAAACCAUUUCCAGUAUUACACGUUAUCAUAUCUACAAACAAUAAUAGUGUAAGCUUAGUCAAUAUCGAUAACACAUUUUAUUGUGAAAUUCCUAUAAGCUGGAGUAGGCAUUUAUCGUAAAUAUGAUUUAGAACUAGACAUAUUGCUGACUGCUGUCAUUUUGACUUAACCGUUA